Molecule: messenger RNA, 3524 nt
Organism: Drosophila persimilis
Lineage: Eukaryota; Metazoa; Arthropoda; Insecta; Diptera; Drosophilidae
Product: zinc finger protein squeeze
Exons: 3
Coding region: 1162-2814 (550 amino acids)
Biological process (GO): regulation of transcription by RNA polymerase II
Molecular function (GO): RNA polymerase II cis-regulatory region sequence-specific DNA binding; DNA-binding transcription factor activity, RNA polymerase II-specific
Source: RefSeq, a predicted model, not a curated record
UUCGGUAUUCAAAAAAAGGAGUACGCCUCCCUCCCGCUUCCCUUUGCAGGGGAAACAAAAAAAAUCAGAGGCGCCAGAGAGAGAGCCAGAGGAACAAAAAACCGGAAUAGCCGAAACACAAGAGAGAGCGCGCAAAAGAGUGAGAGAGAAGAGACAAAAAGUACACACAUAAAAAACAUAAACAAGCCUUUUUUCAUAAGGCGAGCAAGCGAGAGAGAAGAACGGCGGAGAGCGACAUCAUUCCACCCUCUCGCUCAGCUGCUUCAGAAAAAACUUGCUUCGGUUGUGAUUUUUUUUCCACUCUCUUUUUCGCCGCCGAACCGAGCAGAGUCCCGUUUUUUGUUGCUCCUGCUUUGCACCGCGUUCGUCUCUUGAUGUAAACAAGCGUAACCGAAGCUUACGCCGCGCCACCCACCGCCUCCUCCAAAACGAUUGUAAUUGCAAUUAAUCGCAGAAGGCGGGUCGCCAAAAAAGUCCGAAAAGCAAAAAAAAAAAGCCCGAAAUCAUAAAAAAGGGGCAAAAGCACAAGUGCAGAAAAAAGUGACUUGUGCGAGUGUGUGUUGGUGUAUUUUUGGCGUGCGCGGCCAUUUUUUCUUGUUGCCACACGGGAAUCUGUUUUAAGUGUGUUGGUGUAUGUGGAAGAGAAACCAAAAAGAAGAGGAAUAUAAAAAAGCGAAAUUUGCAAACUUAUAACAUAAUAAGUAGAAUCUAUAAAAUACGUAAAAAAGGUGCAGGAAUGCGUCUAAUCCAACAAGUCAAAUACCGCAAAAUCGCAAGCAAAUUGUUCCCUAAAAUACCUGUGUGAAAGAUUGGAGGAGUGUGGAGGAACCCACCGUACCCCCCUCUUCUUGCAACAACCACCUACAAUCAGCAGCUGAACACGUGCUUGCGGGCCAAAAUAUCAACAAAAGUUGGCCCACAAAAAAUAAAGCAAGAAAACCCAGAACACAAAAGACCUUUUCGAAUUGCAGAAAAACCCCACAACCGCGCACCAGAGGAAAGCGUAGAGCUGAGUCUCUUGUGUAAGCGGAGUCCGCUGCUCCAAGUGUCGACUGUCGGCGGUCGAUUCGCCCCACAAUCGUUGGUGAGCUCUGCCCCAAGCUGGACGCACGCACCAUCGCCUACCGCCCGCUGACACUUGGGGGCCAUCAGCCGCCGCUUAUGGCCGAAUUGCCGACGGCGCCGAACGGCGUCUCGAGCGGUGACUAUCUCCAUCGAUCCAUUGACCAGCUGCGAUCCCUCACGCACCUGACCACAGCGGAUCUGCGCACCGCACAACUGGUCCAUGACUACAAGCCAUUCAACAUCAAUGAGUUUCGUCAGAAUGUGGUGGAGCGGCUGGACUACAGCCUGAAGAAUGGCCUGGUGCACCACCAACAGCAGCAGCAGCAACAACAGCAGCAGGAGAUGUUGCAGCAGCAGCAGCAGCAUCAGGCACAUCAAGAGCAGCAGCAGCAACAACAACAACAGCAGCAACAGCAUCACCAUCAGCAGCAGCAGCAUCAUCUAAAGUCCAGCUACAGUGCGCCAAGCUCUCCGCCAACACCACACGAGCAGCAGGAGCAAAAGUACGAUCCCAAUAGAUCGCCUCCACGGCCGCUCAUGAGCAGCGGCAGCAAUGCCUCGUCGCCAGAAGAUGAUCGCCGAGGCAGCGGCGGAGGACCUGGAGGUGGUGGAGGAGGAGACGGGGACCAGUCAAAGCCAUACAAAUGCGCCUCGUGCAGCAAAUCCUUUGCCAACUCCUCGUAUCUGUCGCAGCACACGCGCAUCCAUUUGGGGAUCAAACCCUACCGCUGCGAGAUCUGCCAGCGAAAGUUUACGCAACUGUCGCACCUGCAGCAGCACAUCAGGACGCACACGGGGGACAAACCGUACAAGUGCCGGCAUGCCGGCUGUCCCAAGGCCUUCUCACAGCUCUCGAACCUCCAAUCGCACUCGCGAUGCCAUCAGACGGAUAAACCCUUCAAAUGCAACUCCUGCUACAAAUGUUUUGCCGAUGAGAUGACGCUGUUGGAGCACAUACCCAAGCACAAGGACUCCAAGCACCUGAAGACGCACAUUUGCAAUUUGUGUGGGAAAUCCUACACGCAGGAGACGUACCUACAGAAGCAUCUGCAAAAGCAUGCAGAGAAGGCGGAAAAACAGCAGCAACGGCACUCCAGUCAGGUGGCUGCAGUGCAGCAGCAUGUGCCAUCGGGGGGAAUCGGUUUGAAUCUGCAGCGCCAGGCGAUGAAUGAUGUGAAUGCUGCCUACUGGGCCAAGAUGGGCGCAGACAGUGCGGCUGCAUCGCUGGCAGAGGCCAUACAGCAGCAGCUGCCCCAGACCAAUGGCCAGACGUACGCGAAUUUUGCCACGCUCCAGCAGCAUCAGCAGCAACAACAGCAACAGCAGCAGGAUAUGCUGCAGCAGCACCACCAGCGGCUGGCGGACACACCCGGCCACUCGCACAGUCCGCAUGAAGACCCCGCCGGCGAGGAUCUCGUCCUGCGGCAGACGACACCACAGCAUCACCUGCAACAGCAACAACAGCAGCAGCAGCCCUCGCCUGGGCCUGGAUCCUCGGCUUUUACUCCACUGAGCGCCACCGUGCCGCCCUCACAUCUUCAGCAGCAUCGUGGGGCACCAGCGGCCACCGCGGCCUACCUCUACCAGCAGAAUGCGGCAGCGGCGGCCGCUGCCUUUCCCACGCAGCUGAUUUCUCUGCAUCAAAUACGAAACUAUGCGCACCAGCCAGGGGCAGCGGGUCUCAUCGCUGGCGAUCAUCUAACCCUGGGUCUGAGCGCCGUCCAGGCGGCCAAGGAGAAGGCCCAAUAGUACAGGCCCCUACGUGGCCACAAAAGGCAGCUACGAUGACAUUAGUUGUAGGUUUCAGCAGACGUUUAAACUGGCAUGAGUUUCCAACAAUUACAUGCGGAAUUCAUCCCAGUUUCAACACUCGAAAUUAUGUGUAAGUUAGGUUUAGUUUAGGCACCAGUUGAAGGCAGUGCAGGAGCUGGUACUUCCAUUUAGUAUUAACCUUUGUAUAGACUUACAAACCCUCUAGAAUCAGGAAAAGUAUUGAUUGCUUUAUUCUACUCAUAAAUCUCACUCUCCAGACUCCAAAACACUGCCCGAAAAUAAAAACGCAGCUCCUCCCUGCCCUCAACUGCAAAUUUUGAAGAAUAUCUAUAGAGGACAUGUGUAUCUAGGACAACUCAGGAUUUAUAUGAUAUUUAUAUGACCCUUUCCCAUCUUUCUAUUUAUGAAAAAUAUCUCUCCAAAAUAAAAAGGUAAAACUCUGAAAUACUUGAAAAAAACCAUCAAUACAUUCGAGUAGAUCACAAGUUUUUCCAGACGAUCCGAUGAUAGGAGCCGUACAAAGUACGGCGAAUACAUAAUGUAAAUCUUAUGUAAAUGUGUGCUGUACGACGUAUCAUAUUAGCCAUAAGCAAGAGAACCCUCGAGAUAUUAUCUUUAUUUAUCAAACAAAUUUGUUUAAGAACUAAGAAGUGUAUUUUCUACCUAAAACACAACAAAAAAUAAAA